AUGGGCAAGAAGAGAGAAAGAGACGAGGGCAAGCCUGCCGACGAUGUCCCGGACAGAAUGGACGAGGACAGCUCUGACGAUGAGGACUUCGAUGUCGUCAAUGUCGACUUUGAGUGGUUCAACUUUGACCCUGAGGUCGAUUUCCACGGCACAAAGACUCUGCUGCGCCAGCUGCUCGACGUCGAUGCUACGCUUUUCAACAUGUCCGGCCUUGCGGACCUGAUUCUCUCGCAACCCACCAUUGGCUCGACAGUCAAAGUCGAUGGCAAGGAGAAUGACGCCUACGCCCUCAUGACGGCAUUGAAUGUCAGAGAGCACAGCCAGAAGCCUGAGAUGGCCGAGCUGGCAAAGUACAUCAUCGCGAAGGCGCAAACGAAUGACGCCCUCGCCCCUAUCCCAAACCUUCUCAACAGCGGUGCCGAAGUGGGCUUGAUCCUUGGCGAGAGACUCAUCAACAUGCCCUCCGAGAUCGCCCCACCCAUGUACCGCAUGUUGAUUGACGAGAUCGAGGCUGCCGUCGAGGACAAGGAGCCUUACCAGUUCACGCACUACCUGAUCCUGUCCAAGACCUACCAGGAAAUCGAGUCGACGCUCACUGAGACGGAAAGGAAGGGCAAGAAGGUCAAGGCGGACGCCACGAUGUGGCACUUCCACCCCGAGGACGAAGUCUUUGUGAAGCACGCCGCGGCUCACGGCUCUUUCUCUUACACGAAUGAUGACCAGGCGGUAGCGGAUAGCAAGCGUGCUUUCCAGGAGAUGGGUGUCAAGUCGCACGGUUACCUUAUUUUGAUCGAGGCGAGCAAGUGGGAUGGCGCGGUCAAGGCAGUAGAGCAGUACCUGAGCCCGCCCCAAUAG
Molecule: messenger RNA, 855 nt
Organism: Colletotrichum truncatum
Lineage: Eukaryota; Fungi; Ascomycota; Sordariomycetes; Glomerellales; Glomerellaceae
Product: protein bcp1
Cellular component (GO): nucleus
Source: RefSeq, a predicted model, not a curated record